AUGGGUAAAUUGCAAAAACCCGAUACCGUAUUGACGGCGAGUUCAUAUUAUUCAUCAAAAGCACCAAUUUCACCAUCGUCAUCUCUUUCUAUCACUCGCUCGUCAUCUUCGGAUUCUAUUACUACUUCGGAUAACGAUCAAACCAAUUUAAUUCGAAAUAGUAAUAAUUUAAAUAAUUUACCAAAAACACCUACUAUCAAAUUUAAUAAUAUCUCUAGUAAUAAUUCAAAAGAGAGUAAACAACAAAAACACCAAUCACAAUUUAAAAUACAUCGAUAUACAAUUUAUGAUGAUGAGAAAGAAGAAUUUAUUGAAAUCAUAGAAGAAGAAUGGGAUGGUGAAGGUGAUCCACCUAAUCGAGAACAAAAGAGAAAUACUGUAAUAAUAAUGGAUAAAGAUUUACCCAAGUUACCAAUUGAACCUUCUUCAUUAGAUAAAAAUUCUCUUGAUGAUAAUAAUAAUUCGUUGAGAAAAUUUAUUAAAUGGUUAGAAACCAAUCAUCCAUCAAUAUUUGAAUUUAUUAACAAAUAUCAAAAGAUAUUAGUCAUUUCAUUUGUAUCAUUUUUAAUUUUAUUGUUUCUUAUUAUUAUUCUUGCAUGUGCAUUAUGA
Messenger RNA from Diversispora eburnea, 609 nucleotides. The record is from the annotation of a GenBank genome assembly. Lineage: Eukaryota; Fungi; Glomeromycota; Glomeromycetes; Diversisporales; Diversisporaceae.